Messenger RNA from Conger conger (European conger), 3685 nucleotides. Its product is annotated as cadherin-13-like. Gene Ontology annotation, biological process: multicellular organism development; homophilic cell-cell adhesion; calcium-dependent cell-cell adhesion. The record is from RefSeq and is a predicted model, not a curated record. The transcript is spliced from 21 exons. Gene Ontology annotation, cellular component: adherens junction; catenin complex; plasma membrane. Gene Ontology annotation, molecular function: calcium ion binding; cadherin binding. The coding region runs from base 1 to 3477 and encodes 1158 amino acids. NCBI's taxonomy places the organism in Eukaryota, Metazoa, Chordata, Actinopteri, Anguilliformes, Congridae.
AUGUCCACAGACACAGUGAUUCGUGAACCUGGAGACAGUCAGCAUGACCAUCAACACAAGGUGGGCAGUAUCACUCCUGUGCAGCCUCAGCACUCUGCAGCUCUUCCAGUGCUGAUGUUUCCACGCUCUUCCAAAGGGCUGAAGAGGCAGAAGAGGGAGUGGGUCAUUCCCCCCAUCAACUUCCCAGAGAACGACAGAGGCCCCUUCCCCAAACAGAUGGUGCAGAUCAGAUCCAACAGGGAUAAGGAUGUGCCGAUGCAUUACAGAAUCACUGGGCCUGGGGCAGAUCAGCCCCCUGUUCAGCUGUUCAUAAUUGAACGAGACUCUGGCAGGCUCAGUGUCACACAGCCUUUGGACCGAGAGGUGAAAGAUGAAUAUAAACUCUUUGCUCACGCUGAAGCAGUGGGUGAAACUACUGCGGCCGAGGAUCCCAUGGAAAUUAUCGUCUUUGUGAUCGAUCAGAACGAUGAGAGACCCAAAUUCACUGAAGAAACCUUUUUUGGCAAGUUAGUUGAAGGAUCCAAAGCAGGUUUCGAAUUUAUGAAGGUGACCGCUGUUGAUCUAGAUGCACCUGGUUCAGCUAAUUCUGACAUUAGAUACAGAAUUGAGAGCCAAGACCCAGAGAGUCCAAAACCAAAUAUGUUCUUUAUUAACCCUAUAACUGGAGUGAUCCAACUGAAAUCAGAGGGGCUGGACAGAGAGAACUUUCCUAAAUAUACAUUGGUAAUUAGCGCUGCUGAUAUGGAGGGGGAGGGCCUCUCAACCACCUGCAAAGCAAGCAUCACAGUAACCAACAGCAACAACAACGCUCCUCAGUUUGACCCAAAUUCAUACACAGUGACUGUGCCUGAGAAUGAAAUGGGUGCCCUAGUGGUGAAAAUGCCAGUGACUGAUGGGGAUGAACCUCACACACCAGCCUGGUCAACUAAAUACAAGAUUAUUGAAGGAGACAAUGGAGGGUUCUUCAAUGUUACCACUGGACCCAGCAAGCUGGAGGGCAUUAUUACUACAGUCAAGGGCCUUGAUUUUGAGAAGAACGCAAAGUACACCUUGUUGGUCACCGUGGAGAACGAUGCCCCGUUUGUCACCAAUCUGCCCACCUCCACUGCCACAGUUAUUGUGAACGUGGAGGAUGUGAACGAGGCCCCAGUGUUUAAUCCAGUUGAGAUGGUGGUCAUUAAACCAGAGAACCUGGAAACUGGUGCUGACAUAAUUGCAUAUACAGCAACUGACCCUGACACGGCAAAAAAUCAGAAAGUGUGGUAUAAAUCGGGCGAUGAUCCAGCUGGAUGGCUGAACGUCAAUAGAGAGACUGGACUUAUCAAAGCGAGGAGCCCCAUGGAUAGAGAAUCUCCCUUUGUCAAAGGGGGCAGAUACCGGGCCCUCAUCCUGGCCAUUGAUGACGAUGAUGCCCCUGCAACGGGAACCGGGACUCUGCUGAUUGAGCUGGAAGAUGUAAAUGACAACGCUCCCACAAUCGAGGAGAGGGCGAUCACGAUCUGUAACCAAGAAUCUCAGCCCGUGACGCUGUCCGUCACCGACCGAGACGGGCCUGGAUUCACCUCCCCUUUCCGGGUGGAUCUACAGGGAAGGAGCGCGAACAACUGGACCGCUCGCAUGAAUGGCACAAAGACGGGCAUAAUACUGGGACUGAGAACCUAUUUGGAAGAGAAUGACUACACUGUUAUCCUCCGUGUAUAUGACAGCCAGGGACUGUUCCAGGACAACACCAUUACUGCCACUCCUCAGCACUCUGCAGCUCUUCCAGUGCUGAUGUUUCCACGCUCUUCCAAAGGGCUGAAGAGGCAGAAGAGGGACUGGGUCAUUCCCCCCAUCAACUUCCCAGAGAACGACAGAGGCCCCUUCCCCAAACAGAUGGUGCAGAUCAGAUCCAGCAGGGCUAAGGAAGUGCCGAUGCAUUACAAAAUCACUGGGCCUGGGGCAGAUCAGCCCCCUGUUCAGCUGUUCAAAAUUGACCGAGACUCUGGCUGGCUCAGUGUCACACAGCCUUUGGACCGAGAGAUGCAAGAUAAAUAUAAACUCUUUGCUCACGCUGAAGUAGUGAGUGAAACUACUGCGGCCGAGGAUCCCAUGGAAAUUAUCAUCUUUGUGAUCGAUCAGAACGAUGAGAAACCCAAAUUCACUGAAGAAACCUUUUUUGGCAAGUUAGCUGAAGGAUCCAAAGCAGGUUUCGAAUUUAUGAAGGUGACCGCUGUUGAUCUAGAUGCACCUGGUUCAGCUAAUUCUGACAUUAGAUACAGAAUUGAGAGCCAAGACCCAGAGAGUCCAAAACCAAAUAUGUUCUUUAUUAACCCUAUAACUGGAGUGAUCCAACUGAAAUCAGAGGGGCUGGACAGAGAGAACUCUCCUAAAUAUACAUUGGUAAUUAGCGCUGCUGAUAUGGAUGGGGACGGCCUCUCAACCACCUGCAAAGCAAGCAUCACAGUAACCAACAGCAACAACAACGCUCCUCAGUUUGACCCAAAUUCAUACACAGUGACUGUCCCUGAGAAUGAAGUGGGUGCCCUAGUGGUGAAAAUGCCAGUGACUGAUGGGGAUGAACCUCACACACCAGCCUGGUCAACGAAAUACAAGAUUAUUGAAGGAGACAAUGGAGGGUUCUUCAAUGUUACCACUGGACCCAGCGAGCUGGAGGGCAUUAUUACUACAGUCAAGGGCCUUGAUUUUGAGAAGAACGCAAAGUACACCUUGUUGGUCACCGUGGAGAACGAUGCCCCUUUUGUCACCAAUCUGCCCACCUCCACUGCCACAGUUAUUGUGAACGUGGAGGAUGUGAACGAGGCCCCAGUGUUUAAUCCAGUUGAGAAGGUGGUCAUUAAACCAGAGAACCUGGAAACUGGUGCUGACAUAAUUGCAUAUACAGCAACUGACCCUGACACGGCAAAAAAUCAGAAAGUGUGGUAUAAAUCGGGCGAUGAUCCAGCUGGAUGGCUGAACGUCAAUAGAGAGAGUGGACUUAUCAAAGUGAGGAGCCCCAUGGAUAGAGAAUCUCCCUUUGUCAAAGGGGGCAGAUACCGGGCCCUCAUCCUGGCCAUUGAUGACGACCUGCCUCUUUUUUUCAUACAUGAUGCCCCUGCAACGGGAACCGGGACUCUGCUGAUUGAGCUGGAAGAUGUAAAUGACAACGCUCCCACAAUCGAGGAGAGGGCGAUCACGAUCUGUAACCAAGAAUCUCACACUGUGACACUGUCCGUCAUCGACCGAGACGGGCCUGGAUUCACCUCCCCUUUCCGGGUGGAACUACAGGGAACGAGCGCGAACAACUGGACCGCUCGCAUGAAUGGCACAAAGACGGGCAUAAUACUUGGACUGAGAACCUAUUUGGAAGAGAAUGACUACACUGUUAUCCUCCGCGUAUAUGACAGCCAGGGACUGUUCCAGGACAACACCAUUACUGCCACUGCAACUUGGGAAGCCUGCAUAACUAGGGGUUCUUUUUGCAUCAGACCGACUUAGAAUUACCGUCUGAGGUCACUUUAAAUUGACAUGAAUUGGCAUCUGUGUUCAUGAUAAUAUCAGUGAUUAUCAGACGUUCUUGAUCAAGAUAUAAUCUCAUGUAUUUUUGCAUUGAUAUUCUUGCUGUAUUGUAUUAUGUGCUUUGGGCUAAGAAUUUUAUUAUAAGAAUUUCUAUGCUAUUUUUGACAACAACAAAAAAAUCUGCUUG